ACCGCACCUCCUCCGCCGCCCCCCAAAACCUUAUAAACGGCGUUUCGCCCUCUCUUCGGUCUUCUCUAUCAGUUCAGGAGCUGCUAGGAGGCGUCAGGGUCCUUCACCCACUUUUCUCGUCACAGCUGUUUGACCAACCCGAACCAAGAUGACUCAUCAGUUCCCAUCCCUGUCACCGGAGCAGAAGAAGGAGCUCUCCGGCAUCGCCCAGAGGAUCGUGGCUACAGGAAAGGGAAUCCUGGCUGCUGAUGAAUCAACCGGCACCAUGGGAAAGCGUCUUCAGAAGAUCAAUGUGGAGAACACUGAGGAGAACCGCCGCUGCUUCCGCGAGAUCCUCUUCUCCUCCGACGCCUCCAUCUCAAACAGCGUGGGCGGGGUCAUCUUCUUCCACGAGACGCUCUACCAGAAAUCCGACAGCGGCAAGCUCUUCCCUCAAGUCGUCAAGGACAAGGGCAUCGUUGUCGGCAUCAAGGUGGACAAAGGCACAGCUGGUCUGAUGGGAACCGAUGGCGAGACCACCACACAAGGCCUGGACGGCCUCUCGGAGCGCUGUGCCCAGUAUAAGAAGGACGGCUGUGACUUUGCCAAGUGGAGGUCUGUCCUGAAGAUCUCCGACGGCUGCCCGUCAGCUCUGGCCAUCGCAGAGAAUGCCAAUGUCCUUGCCAGAUAUGCUAGCAUCUGCCAACAGAAUGGCCUGGUCCCCAUCGUGGAGCCAGAAAUCCUCCCUGAUGGAGACCAUGACCUGCAGCGGUGCCAGUAUGUGACAGAAAAGGUCCUGGCUGCUGUGUACAAGGCCCUGUCUGACCACCACGUGUACCUGGAGGGCACUCUGCUGAAGCCCAACAUGGUCACCGCCGGACACGCGUGCACCAAGAAGUACACCCCUCAGGAGGUUGCUAUGGCGACGGUGACCGCUCUGAGGCGCACCGUUCCCGCUUCCGUGCCUGGCAUCUGCUUCCUGUCCGGAGGCCAGAGUGAGGAAGAGGCCUCCGUCCACCUGAACGCCAUCAACCAGGUGCCUCUGCACCGCCCCUGGAAGCUGACCUUCUCCUACGGCCGUGCGCUCCAGGCCUCCGCUCUCGCAGCCUGGCAGGGAAAAGCUGCCAACAAGGCAGCCGCACAGGAAGCUUUCUGCAGCCGGGCCAAGAUCAACGGUCUGGCCUCCAAAGGCGAGUACAAGCCCUCUGGCUCCGCUGACCAGGCCUCCAUGCAGUCCCUCUACACUGCCAGCUACGUCUAUUAAGUACUGUGAACACUGAAACCCCAUAAUGCACACGGACCAAGUACGACCAC
Messenger RNA from Salarias fasciatus (jewelled blenny), 1293 nucleotides. It is a transcript of the gene aldob, whose product is annotated as aldolase b, fructose-bisphosphate. The transcript is spliced from 9 exons. Gene Ontology annotation, biological process: glycolytic process. The coding region runs from base 149 to 1243 and encodes 364 amino acids. Gene Ontology annotation, molecular function: fructose-bisphosphate aldolase activity. The record is from RefSeq and is a predicted model, not a curated record. NCBI's taxonomy places the organism in Eukaryota, Metazoa, Chordata, Actinopteri, Blenniiformes, Blenniidae.